AUGAGCGAAAUAACGUCUUCAAUUGAAAAAGCAGAGGUUGUCUCCUGGCCGAGAAAUAAGUUAUGUGAGGAAGAAGACAAGAUCGAAUUGCUUAGAUUCGAAAGGAACGUUAUGCUCGACACUUACGCCGAUGACGUUCUUUUCGUCCUUGCCGGUGGUCUGGGGCUGGAACGUUUGGUCUUUCACCAUUUACAUUUAUACUGUGAUCCGCAGCUAUUGGUAUUUGUUAUCAACACAACUCCACAGGAUGAUGCAUAUUUCCUUUCUCGUUUACGCGAUUCCAAAGCGAAAUGCCCUCCAAAGAUCAUCACAGCGGAUUGCUCCAUAAAAGAUCGGGAGUCUCUGUACAUGGAAGGAGGAGUAUAUUUCAUUACCUCACGGAUUCUGAUGGUUGACUUCUUACAAGAACGCAUCCCAGUGAAGAAUGUGGCUGGAAUAAUUGUCCAUCGUGCGCAUCAGUUGCUAAAUGGAUUUCAAGAAUCAUUCAUUCUUCGCUUAUAUCGAGAAAAGAAGACGGGUGGUUUCGUUAAGGCAUUCAGUGACAAUCCGGGUGCACUAUCUGGUAUGGGCGUUUUGCAGCGGUUGUUAAAUCGAUUAUAUAUUCGAAGAGUUAGGCUUUUGCCAAGAUUUGAUGUAGAUGUGAAAGGUUCGCUAGACCCGUGUUCCCCACAUAUGAUAGAAAUAUCACUUGACUUGCCGCAUGCAAUGCGAAGGGUUCAGUCACUGUUGGUAGACAUAAUACGUACUUGCGUUCGAGAACUUAGGCAGGCUUCACUACCCACUGAUGAUACCCCAGAGGAAGAAAGUAUACAGCCAGCUGCAGGUCUUUUGCCUUCCUCACUAGAAAUACAGUUAAAAGGACGACAGUUUUCCAUCACUGAAAAACAACAACGCCUUUUAGCUGAUCUCAAACAACUUCGGAAUCUUUUAUACAAAGCUGAAGAACUGGAUCCGAUUACUCUUUAUUGCUGUUUGGAUGAAGUUAGAAAUAAUAAAAAUCUGAUUACAACUAACAGUGGUUGGUUAUUCACACAGACAUCUUCGAAACUAUUUGCGGAAGUAGACAAGUUGUGUAGAAUUAAAUCUAACACUAAACAAAGUGUAUUGGAACCACCGAAAUGGAAAGCACUUCUUAAAGUCUUAGAAGAGAUCAAAAUCAAUUAUAAACUGGACAAAAUGAAUUCUGAGAGAGAACCAACAGUGUUAUUAAUUGGUGCAGGAAAUGAGGUGUGUCGACAAUUGCGAGACAUCAUUAGUUGGGGUGUAACAAAAUUUUUAUGGAUCCAGAAUGAGAAGCUGGGACAAAAGUUCAUUGGUGAAGAAGGGAAAACUAAACCGGAGGCACAGCCUUCAUGGGAUCCUUCACAAAUUAUUCUGUUUGCCAAUAACAUCGAGGGAGAAACAGGUAGCGAAAUUGUGAAUAAUAUGAAGGCAUUACAAAAGGAAUUCACUCGACGGAACCGAAAAAGGCGUCGUUUGUUUGAAGAAGUAAAGACGAAGCAUAAUUCAGGCAAACAGGCUCGACUCAUGCGUUUCGGCAUAGUGCAACUUAAAAAGAUGACAAAAGCAGAGGAAAAUGCAUGUACCACUAGUUUAAAUGUCGACGAUGUUCAGUCUGGACGUCCGAACGAUUCAGAAGGCGUUGAAAGUCAAGAUCAAGAUCCCCUCCUAGUCAUUGUCCCUUCUGGUGAGCGAUACAAUCUCAUUAGACAGUUGGAAACCUUUGAACCACGAAUUGUUAUUCUUUACCAUUCCGAUAUGAUAUCCCUUCGGCUACUAGAGAUGUAUAGAGCGUGCCACUCUGAUAAACAGUUAACAAUAUAUGUUAUUAUGUAUGCGAACUCAAAUGAGGAAGAACGAUAUCUCUGCUCAUUAAGAAAAGAACAAGUUGCCUUCGAGGAAAUGGUCCGAGAGCAAGGGACGCUGAUGUCUGCUAGGGAAUAUGAAACAGAUCGUGAAGAACCGCACAGAUUGAUACUUAUGAGAUCAACUAGGGAUGCUGGUGGAAGAACUGACCAAAAUGAAGGAAACCCGAAGGUGAUAGUUGAUAUGAGGGAAUUCCAAAGCGAAUUGCCAACAGUGCUUUACAAACGAGGUGUAGAUCUAAUGCCAGCUACAAUCGAAGUUGGAGAUUAUAUUCUGUCGCCAAACAUAGCCGUUGAAAGAAAAGCCCUCGAUGAUCUUACUCAAUCACUUCAUAGUGGUCGCAUUUUCAAGCAGAUUGAACAGAUGUUGCGUCACUACAAAAAUGUAAUUCUGCUUAUUGAAGCAAAUGUCAAAGAUGAUUACAAAAAAGUUAAUGGUGGUCCCUUCCAGGGCGAAUUAAGUCGUCGCUGUCGUGAAACACGAUCUCUUUUCACAAUUUUGGUAAGAACAUAUCCAGAUAUGAAUGUUAUUUGGACUUUGGAUCCUGCGCAUUCAUCUGAAAUGUUCGAGGAGCUAAAACUAAAUGAGCCGGAACCGAAUUUGCUUCAAGCACUGGCAAUUAAAAGUGAUCUCGAUGAAUGCGCUGAUGCAUCUAACUCAGAAUCUUAG
Loa loa (African eye worm) is the source of this 2535-nucleotide messenger RNA. Its product is annotated as ERCC4 domain-containing protein. Gene Ontology annotation, biological process: resolution of meiotic recombination intermediates; nucleotide-excision repair involved in interstrand cross-link repair; double-strand break repair via homologous recombination. The record is from RefSeq and is a predicted model, not a curated record. The transcript has 20 exons. NCBI's taxonomy places the organism in Eukaryota, Metazoa, Nematoda, Chromadorea, Rhabditida, Onchocercidae. Gene Ontology annotation, cellular component: nucleotide-excision repair factor 1 complex. Gene Ontology annotation, molecular function: single-stranded DNA binding; damaged DNA binding; single-stranded DNA endonuclease activity. The coding region runs from base 1 to 2535 and encodes 844 amino acids.